Molecule: messenger RNA, 3544 nt
Organism: Sturnus vulgaris (Common starling)
Lineage: Eukaryota; Metazoa; Chordata; Aves; Passeriformes; Sturnidae
Gene: INTS9
Product: integrator complex subunit 9
Biological process (GO): snRNA 3'-end processing
Cellular component (GO): integrator complex
Source: RefSeq, a predicted model, not a curated record
GGCGGGGCGGGCAGGAAGGGGUGCAGGAUUGUCCCGGUAAAUAGAACCGGGGGACGCGAUGAAGCUGUACUGCCUGUCAGGACAUCCAACCUUGCCAUGCAACGUGCUCAAGUUCAAAUCCACCACCAUCAUGCUGGACUGUGGGCUGGAUAUGACGUCUACCCUCAAUUUCCUCCCACUGCCUCUGGUCCAGAGCCCCAGGCUUUCCAAACUUCCUGGUUGGGUUUUGAAAGAUGGAAGCACAUUUCUGGACAAGGAGCUGAAGGAGUGCUCUGGCCAUGUGUUUGUAGACUCUGUGCCUGAGUUCUGCUUACCUGAGACUGAACUGCUUGACCUCUCCACAGUGGAUGUAAUCUUGAUCUCCAACUAUCACUGCAUGAUGGCCCUGCCCUACAUCACAGAGUACACAGGAUUCACUGGAACAGUUUAUGCCACUGAGCCCACCGUUCAAAUUGGCAGGCUCCUCAUGGAAGAGCUGGUGAAUUCCAUUGAACGCGUGCCAAAGGCUCAGUCUGCCUCCAUGUGGAAGAACAAGGAGGUGCAAAGGUUGCUGCCAGCCCCGCUGAAGGAUGCAGUGGAGGUGUCCAUGUGGAGGAAGUGCUACACAAUGCCAGAGGUGAAUGCAGCCCUCAGCAAGAUCCAGCUGGUGGGCUAUUCCCAGAAAAUCGAGCUGUUUGGUGCUGUGCAGGUCACCCCUCUGAGCUCGGGCUAUGCUCUUGGGAGUUCCAACUGGAUUAUCCAGUCACACUAUGAAAAGGUUUCUUAUGUUUCAGGAUCUUCUCUGCUUACAACACACCCUCAGCCCAUGGACCAGGCUUCUCUUAAAAACAGCGACGUUCUCAUCCUGACAGGACUGACCCAGAUCCCCACUGCCAACCCUGAUGGAAUGGUGGGAGAGUUCUGCAGCAACCUGGCAAUGACUGUCCGGAAUGGAGGCAAUGUCCUGGUUCCCUGUUACCCCUCUGGAGUGAUCUACGACCUGCUGGAGUGUCUCUAUCAGUACAUUGACUCUGCAGGACUCUCCAAUGUCCCCUUUUAUUUCAUCUCACCUGUUGCCAACAGCUCCCUGGAGUUCUCUCAGAUCUUUGCUGAGUGGUUGUGUCAUAACAAACAAACAAAGGUGUAUCUUCCAGAACCUCCUUUUCCCCACGCUGAGCUCAUUCAGACAAACAAAUUGAAACAUUAUCCCAGCAUCCAUGGAGACUUCAGCAAUGACUUCAAGCAGCCCUGUGUUGUGUUCACUGGGCAUCCCUCUCUCAGAUUUGGGGAUGUGGUGCAUUUCAUGGAGCUGUGGGGAAAAUCCAGCUUGAACACUGUUAUAUUCACAGAACCUGAUUUCUCUUACCUGGAUGCCUUGGCUCCCUAUCAGCCCUUGGCAAUGAAAUGUGUUUACUGUCCCAUUGACACAAGACUCAACUUUAUUCAAGUGUCUAAAUUACUCAAAGAAGUCCAGCCCCUGCACGUGGUGUGCCCUGAGCAGUACACGCAGCCCCCUCCCACGCAGUCGCACCGCACAGACCUGAUGAUUGACUGCCAGCCCCCGGCCAUGUCGUACCACCGCGCCGAGGUGCUCACGCUGCCCUACAAGCGCCGCUACGAGAAGAUCGAGAUCAUGCCCGAUCUUGCAGAUUCCCUCGUGCCCUUGGAGAUCAAGCCUGGUAUUUCCUUGGCAACAGUUUCUGCUGUGCUGCAUACUAAGGACAACAAGCAUGUGCUGCAGCUGCCUCCAAAACCUCCCCAACCUCCUGCCAGCAAGAAGAGGAAGCGGGUGAGUGAUGAUGUGCCCGAGUGCAAAUCUUUGAAGCCUCUGCUGAGUGGCUCCAUCCCUGUGGACCAGUUUGUGCAGACUCUGGAGAAGCACGGCUUCAGCGACGUGAAGGUGGAGGACACAGCCAAGGGCCACAUUGUGCUGCUGCAGGAGGCAGAGACCCUCAUCCAGCUGGAGGAGGACUCCACCCACAUCAUCUGUGACAAUGAUGAGCCCCUGAGGGUCAAACUGCGGGACCUGGUGCUCAAAUUCCUGCAGAAAUUUUAGCUCGUGGACAUCAGGAGGCUCUGCAAGGAGAGAGCCUGGAGCAGCAGAACUUGGAGCUGUCCAAGGACAGAGAGAGAGAGAAUUCUGUGAUUCAGACAGACCAGAAACCUUCCCCUUCAUGGAGGAGCAAGGGAGUAUUUUUAAUAUCUAUUUUUUAAAUCUUAUUUUUAACUUGUUUUGGAAUACUUUGGAGGAGAUUCCUGUUGUGUAAAAUUGGGAGCUGGGAAUCUUACAGGAAAUAGGAACUGCAGAGUAAAUAACUGGAGUGUUUAUUUACAACAUCAGGGUGAACUGCUGCUCCUCUGUGUCCCUCAGCAGUGUCUGCCCCAGUCCUUCACCUGCCAGAACUCUGCAGGAAUAUUGAAACAAUGGCCUUUUUCCUCCCACUGCUGCUUCCCAGUCCCCAGAGCCCAUUCCCUGCCUCUCUUCCCUGCGUGGUGUUCACAAGGAGGGGAGAGCUGGUGAGGCAAAGAUUGUACAAAUAAAAAUGGGAAAAGGGGGUCUGGUGGACAUGGAGGAUAGUGGGAAGAGCCUGGCCAUUCCCUGCACAAGCAGAGGCACUUCGGAAAAGCUUUAUCCCUUAGGAAUUCAAGUGUUUAUUGACGCUGCAGCCUCACCUGUUACACCCAGAUCCAUUCCUGGAGCUCCAGGCCCUUCCCUGCUUCCUCCUGGGUUCCUCCAUCAGCAGUGGAGGAAACAGCUCAGGAAGACACUUAGGGAAGUCCAUAAAGUAGGAGAAUUCCUAAUGCUCAUAAAAAACCUUUCAAGAUUUAAGUGCCUCUUGUUUCUACCUUCCAAAAAAUUCGUCCUUGCAGCUCCCCCAUCCCAAAUCCUGGGUGGAAUUCUGAGUAAUUUAUCCAAAGCCAUCAGUACUGCAGACCUGGGGAGGCUUUUCCCUCCCCAAAUCACGUAUUUGGGGCCUCACCUCAGUCAAUAAUAUUGCUUUUAAAGGCGACCCAUUUCUCAGAUUUACUGCUGUUCAUUUUUUAUUGGACUGUUUUGUAUUUAUUUGGUGUUAAAAAAUAAAAAAGCAGAGUGAGACUGCCCAGGAGGGAGCACAUCCCGUGGUUUAUAAAAGCCUCUCCAUGUCCAUUCCACAUCCUUGUCCUGACACCUUUGGGAAAUAAAGCUGCUCCUCCAGUUCAUCCUUCUGGGGAGAUGGAGGCAGUGGAAGCAGCUCUGUAAUAAAAUCUCUUUGCCACUGCAGUGUCCCCAUCCCAUUUCACUGCCAUGAAGGAUUUCUGUUGGGUUGGGUGUGCAGAUCCCAGCACCCACACCUUUAUUCUGUGUGUGCCACAGGUGAGGAGUGGUGUCAGCAACAUGAAAAGCUUGGGGCAGUGGAAUUAAAUCCUCAUCAGGGUUUACAGGUUUGCUGCUUUAGCAUCACUUAACCAGAGUAAAAGAACUGGGAUAAUUCCACUUUAAGAAACUCCAAAGGGAUUGUUCCUAACCCAGAGAGAUCAUGGAAUAAACUCAUCUUUCUGCUGGUUACCUCAGCUCCAGCACUGA